Messenger RNA from Pocillopora meandrina, 2365 nucleotides. The record is from the annotation of a GenBank genome assembly. NCBI's taxonomy places the organism in Eukaryota, Metazoa, Cnidaria, Anthozoa, Scleractinia, Pocilloporidae.
GAUAAAAACGAGUGUAUUGACAACACUCAUGACUGUCAUGCCAAAGCUGUUUGUAAUAAUACCGAGGGAUCAUUUACGUGUAGCUGUACAGAAGGUUAUCAGGGGAACGGUCGGAAUUGCACAGGUGAGAUUCAUAGAUAUUCAUAGAGAGAUUCAUAACAAUGAAAUGUUUUUCAUAGCAUCAUAUCCAAUGGCUUAUAUCCUCGAACGCAAGGAGAAGACGGUCCAAUGACACCCCUUUUGGUCUCUUUUCAAUUUCGCUGAGAGUGAUUUAUCUGAAGACCAAAACGGUCAUUGCUAAUAUGCAUCACGGUUCUUGUUGACUUAUAGAUUUCCUAUUUUCGUGCAUUGUACUUCGUAUUUCAGUUGUAACCAUUGACCAACUAGUAACUAGAGGCAGUGGGUUCGAAUCGCGUCGAAGCCUGAAAAUUUCUUAGAUAGUCUACGAUAGUUUUUAAUUGCAACUUGUUUCUAGGAUUUCUCUUUAUUUGGUGUUCCUGCCCUUUUCUUGUUUACUUUCAAACUUUUUAGAUGUGGACGAGUGUACCAGCCAAACCCAUGGCUGUCACUAUAAUGCAAGUUGCAAUAACACAGACGGCUCUUACACAUGCAAAUGCAAAACGGGAUUCAAUUGCAGUAAGUAUAAGAAAUGUUGUGUGAUUUUUUCUUUCUUUUUAAUCGUUUUUUCAGAAGUUUACCUGACAACGAUUUGCGUGAUCCCCUUGAAACGGUGCCAGAGAUAAACUCUGAUAAAAUGUGCGUUUAAAAUGAACACUUACUUCGAUCAUUGCAGCUCAGACAGAUACUUUAUCAUUCGAUGUAAAUUGUGACAACGCGAAAUUCUUAUCCUAAGUACUAUGCAAGCACACCUUCCCUCUACCAAAUGAACACUGAAACAACCUGAAAUCUACGAAAUCGAGUUCGUACGGAUUACAUUUAAUGGGCCUAGGAUUCUGACGUGGUAAUGACCAGGAACUAGAUAAGACGAGUUUUUCACAAAUUGCGCUGAAGUGGUUCACUUUUUGAUAUGUUUACACAGGAAAGUCACCCAAAAAACCCAAUAACGAUCAGUGCUCAGAAAUUAUAUUCGUCACGAGAAGACUCCUCCUCUGAUAAAUAACGUGUAUCUCACAUUUUCCCCCAAAUUGUCAAACUAAUUUCAAAUUUCUUUACCAGAGUAGGGAAACUUAAGAUCUGAACUGCCCUUAACGAGCUUAAUGUUAUGUAUUUGUUCUCCCAGCUGUUUAAACUGAUCAUACAACCAGCUGCCAGACUAAACAUAAACAUUCGUGAUAAAGAUGAAAUUACAACUUAAUAAAAAAAAAUGGAUGUCAAUUUUACAUUUUCCUCUCAGCAUUCAAAGCCGUGUUCUCAAAUCUCAAUGCCACUGGAAGAUAUGGUCCAACAUCGCUCGGAAGUUACUACGCAGGUCAGGAUCAUGACAGACAAGUUGCUUUGUCCAGCGGUAUUCAGCAGUGGACUGUGCCGCACACUGGCGAUUACAGAAUAGAAGCAAUAGGGGCAGCUGGAGGGUACGAUCCACGGAUUAACAGCUCUCAGUAUCGCGGAAGAGGAGCAAGAAUGAUUGGAACAUUCCGCUUAAACAAGGGUGAAGUCAUCCAGGUACUUGUAGGUCAAGAAGGAGGAAUAAACAAGAGGCGUUAUUCUUCUGGAGGUGGUGGAGGUACAUUUGUAGUGAGAGGAGCCAACACACCUUUGAUAAUAGCAGGAGGCGGAGGAGGGGUAGCAUGUGUAAAUUCAAGACAUACAGAAUGUGACGCCAGCUCAAACACGACAGGGAAUCCUGGGUACAGAUCAUGGGCAGGGGGGAGCAAUGGACAUGGUGCACAGACUGCUGAUUCUGGACCAUUAUCAGGUAAGAAUAUUUUUCAAUAAUCUUUAGCAUUUCAGCAUUUUGGUAGUAAUUUAAAAAUUUCGUACGAAAUGUUUAUUCUGCUAUAAUCUCACGAUAUCCCCAUCAAAAGUUUUCUAAUUUAAUUAAUAUCAUGAUAUUUUAGGUGGUGGUGGUGGUGGUGGCGGGUUCUACUCCAGUGGAAGAAGUGGAAAGAAUUUCAAUGGGACCAAGGCGUAUGGAGGAGAGGGUGGCAAGGGAUUUCUGCAGGGAGGGGUAGGUGGGAGAUCAGGGUAUGUCGACGUCACUUAUGGUGGGUUUGGCGGAGGAGGUGGAGCAAGGGAUUGGUGGUUUGGAGAAGGAGGAGGAGGAUACUCUGGGGGAGGCAGUGGACGUUAUCAUUACGAUACCUGUGGGGGUGGUGGUGGAUCCUACAAUGCUGGAAACAAUCAGCAGAAUGAAUGUUGUUACAACGACGCUGGCCAUGGUCAGGUGACCAUCACGCUACUGUAG